This is a messenger RNA of Micropterus salmoides (largemouth bass), 5953 nucleotides long. Its product is annotated as aryl hydrocarbon receptor-like. The record is from RefSeq and is a predicted model, not a curated record. NCBI's taxonomy places the organism in Eukaryota, Metazoa, Chordata, Actinopteri, Centrarchiformes, Centrarchidae. Gene Ontology annotation, biological process: regulation of transcription by RNA polymerase II. Gene Ontology annotation, cellular component: nucleus; aryl hydrocarbon receptor complex. The transcript has 11 exons. The coding region runs from base 197 to 2812 and encodes 871 amino acids. Gene Ontology annotation, molecular function: transcription cis-regulatory region binding; protein dimerization activity; nuclear receptor activity.
UGCUGCUUCUUUAAGUCUGUUACGCAAGCUUCAGACCUCCUGGACAGACUUCAGACAUGUGGAUUAUUUCUUUCCUGGGUCGACAUAACAUGGAGGCUUUACAGGUUCAAAAUGACAACUUGUUAAGCAAAGUUUGAACUCGUUGAGUGUUUAUUUAUUAUUUGAAGUGAAAGUUGGCUGAAACCUUGGCGCCGCCAUGCCGGGGAAUGACGGAGUAUACGCGGCGAGGAAGAGGAAGAAACCCGCUGCGAACAUUGAGAAGCCUCCGACUGGGAAGACCAAUCCAUCCAAACGCCACCGGGACCGCCUGAAUACAGAGCUGGACCAUCUGACCAGCCUGCUGCCUUUCUCAGAGGAGGUCAGAGGUCGUCUGGACAAACUGUCUGUGCUCCGGCUCAGUGUGGGAUACCUCAAGGUCAAGAGUUACUUCCAUGCAGUACUCCAAAAGAACGUGAGGCCACCUGCUCUUCUCUCUGCAAACGGCAGAAAUGGACAUCCUGUGUCACUGGAUGGAGUCAGUUUCUCAGAGGGAGAACUUCUUCUCCAGGCUUUAAAUGGUUUCGUGUUGGUUGUGACGACCGAUGGCACAAUCUUCUACACAUCCCCGACCAUCCGGGACUUCCUGGGCUUCCAUCAGUCCGAUGUGGUCCACCAGAGUGUGUACGAUCUCGUUCACAUGGACGACAGAGAGGUGUUCAAAUGUCAGCUCCACUUCGCACUCAACCCGAGCGAGACCAACUCAGACAUGAGAGCACAGGAUGGGCUGUCACGCAGCUCUGUGAGCUUGGUGCCUCAGUACGUCCCUCCAGAAAACUCUUCUUUCCUGGAAAGAAGCUUCUGCUGUCGCCUUCGCUGCCUCCAGGACAACACGUCCGGAUUCCUGACUUUAAACUUCAACGGACGUCUGAAGUACAUGCAUUUGCAGGGAAACAAAGAGGCUGAUGGGACUUCGGCUCCCCCUCAGCUGGCUCUGUUUGCCAUCGCCACACCUCUGAAUCCUCCUUCAGUCAUGGCGAUCCGGACUAAGACCCUCUUCUUCCAGACUAAACACAGAAUGGACUUUGCUCCUUUGGGCAUCGACACCAGGGGGAAGCUGGUUUUAGGAUAUUCAGAGGUGGAGUUGGUCACACACGGUUCUGGCUAUCAGUUUAUCCACGCUGCUGACAUGAUGUACUGCGCUGACAACCACCUCAGGAUGAUGAAAACUGGAGACAGUGGCUUCACGAUCUUCAGGCUGCUGACCAAAACAGGACAGUGGUUGUGGGUUCAGGCCUCCGCCAGGAUAGUUUUCAAGGACGGGAGACCGGACUUCAUCAUCGCUCGUCAGAAGGCCCUCACAAAUGAAGAAGGAGAGGAACACUUGCACCAGAGAAGAAAGCAGCUCCCCUUCAACCUGGCCACCGGUGAGGGCGUCCUGUACGAUAUUUCUCUGGAUGCCUUCUCCAUGCCUGGUCUUGCUGGCUCCGGUGCACCGGGCAUGACAGAGCCCACAACAGAGAAACCUUUGGACCCAGCCUCCAUCCUGGGAUCCCUUCGCCGGCAAGACCACUCUGUUUACACCCAGCCGCAGAAACCCAGCCCCCAGCUCCCAAUCUUCACCCAAACAGAGGACUCUGAUUUCGAACAACCCUUGGAACAGGCCUUCCUGGACAGCCAUGCGCUGCUCAGUGUGCCGGGCCAGAUACAGGUGUCGCAGAAGAGGUUUAUCACAGAGGACCUCACAUCGAAAGCCAUGAUUGAGUCGUUGGAGCAGAUUUUGGGGGAUAUCGGCGAUGGAAGGAUGGAGGGUCUUGAAGUUGAGGAGAAGGAGCUGAGGGACUGGGAGAACACCAUCAUCAGGAUGAAUAACGAGAGGGAAGACACAACAAGGGAACUAAAUCACAUCCUGGCCAAUGACGUGUUCUCAUAUGUGGAGGAGGCUCUGAGGAGAGAGACUGGUGCUGGGGAUGUGCAGGGUUCGGAUCAGACUGGGGCUUGUGUUUCUGGCAACAGAUUAUCCAUUCAAGUACAGCAUCCUGGUCAGUGGCAACCAAUGACGGACAUGAAAUCAGGAUUUGCAGAGCAGACUCUGUUGGGGGAGGAGCUCUGUGAUGUUGGUAGUUCAACUGGACUCAAAGAAGCUUUUCAAGGUGACUCUCACAGGGUGGCACACACACCGACACCCACACAAUUUCAUAACACUCACCAGGGACACACCUCUCUUCUGUGGCCUCCCAGCAGCAGCAGCAAUCGCCUCUGUGGCAACCAGAUGGUUUCAACACAGUCCUGCUAUGCUGUUCAUUCGCAUCCUGAUGUGACACAACAGUCUUGGCAUCUGUCUGCACAAAACACCAACAAUAUCCACAGCAGCCAUCAAUCUUGCUCUGAGGUGACAGACCAAAGCGUACGAUAUACUCUAAGCCACCCCGGUUUACAGCAGACUUAUGUGGGGCCGCAGCUUCAGAGCCCUUCACUGUGGCAACAGCAGCAGCUGCCGCAAAGUUUUCACAAUCACACCACCACAAUGGCCGCGUCCCGUCCAGACACUGCAGCCGGGGUCAACAAACAGGACAUGAUGCAGUCGUCCGGUCACGUGGCUGCCUGUAAAGAUGUGGGCAACAUCAGUUUGGUUCGUCUGAGUGGAGACAACGCUGGGCUGGGAGCAGCUCGGUCAGAAUAUCCUCCUGAAAAUGGAUCAUUACAGUCGACGUUCUUCUGUUGGAACGGUGAAACUCAGAUUCCCGAAGUUCCCCUGAACGGUGUUGUUGACCCGUUUGCCUUCCCUGCUCUUCCCACUGGGAGCAUCAACCUUUCCCAAAACACCGGCCCAUAGAUGAUUGGAGUAUAUUUGACCGACAGAUAAGCAAAGCACUUCUGAGAUUAUUCCAAACAGAGAAAUGAUGCAGAGUUUCCCAUUUUGGAUAAUUAUAUUUUCAAGAUGUUGUGUAUGGCCAAGAAAUAUGAACCUUCUUAUUUAAAACAAAAACAUUUUUGCUACAUUGAAGACUUUUGCUGAUAAAACUUUUUACACAUCGUGCUGCAAGUUGUGAAGUGUCCUGCCAGGAGUGUGAGGAAUAAAGGACCAUUUUAAUCAGUUUACUCUACAUCACAAUGUGAAUCUGUGAACACCCGGUUCUGUAAACCUUUAGAUCUUCUUCUUAUUAAUAUCCAGUUAAUAUCUGUGUGGUUCUUUGAAAAGAUUCCUUUCUGGCGUGUUUCCAAUGUAAAUGAUGGGGGAGAAAAUCCACAGCAAAACAUUUAUUCAAAGGCUGAACUGAUUUAAACAUGAGGCUUCAGUAAUCUCGAGUUAUACGGAGAGUCUUUAGUAUAAAACACCCGCUUUGUGUUGGUAUUCCUCCACUGUAGCUCAGCAAAGAAACAUAAAGAGGGACUCACCUUACCUUACUUAUACAAAAUGUUGAAAGAAAGACACUAGAUUUGUCUAACUAAGACAGCUGAAGAGCCCCAUAUUAACUUUAAAAUUAAAAAAACAUGCCUACCUACCUCUCCUGCAAAAAACAUGCAGGGGAGGUAGGUAUAAGGUAGAGGAAAAUGUAGCCUAUUAUCUUGCACACCACACUUCGAAUCACUCCGAGUUAGACAAAUCAAGUGAGUAUCUUUCCAACAUUGUAUUUCCGGAUAGUGAUUCCCUCUGGAGCUGCAGGGAAAGGACAUAAACAAAAAGUAACUUUAGAGGAAGUCCCCUUCAUUUGUUUAACUAAUGCUGCGCUGCACACUGCUCGGAACUUUAAAAUGUCCCAGUUGAAAUUUCCGACAUCCAACCUCAAAGCGUUCCAGGUGCAUAACGCCAAAGGUGAACGAAAAACAUGGCUCACCGUGACAAGCUAACAUUUAUUUCUUCCAAGUGUGCACACAACUGAACCCUGAGCAGUAUUGGGUUCCGUUUGUGCCAAAGAUAAGUCGGCAUGCACACUGUCUAUGUCGAUGGUUCACACGACUGUCUCAACUCAACAUACUUCUGCCGUAACUCGACUUAUUUUGGCACAAACGGAACCUCAUAACUGCUCCCGUCGAGUUGGUAAUCUGCAAAAGUCAGUAAAUGUUGAAUAUUUAUUUAAAGAUUUUCACAUUUCUUGAUAUUUUUAAUGUUUUCCUGAGUAACUUUUGUGCCUUUCAGAGAUUGUUUACUGUAACCAGCUACCUUAUAACAGAUGACAAUAUCAAUUUACAUGCAGAACAGGUUUUACUAUAUGAUAUUAUUUAUUAUCUUGAUUAAAUGCAGGCAUGUAUAUUCUGUUACCUUUUAGUUUAUGUUUUACCAUUUACAACAUGUGCUUCCAUGCUUGCUGCCAUUGUUGUGUGACAUCAGACUGCCUCAUGAAGUUGGAAUUCAUAUUUUUGCCCCGAGUUCACAAGUUUGAGUGGCGUUCUACUUUACUUUUUCUUGUUGGAAAUUUCCUAACUUCUGGCACGCAGGAUUAGAGGAGGACUGUGGAUUUUCUCUCCCAUCACUUACACUGGAAGCGCAUUAGUAAGGGAUCUUUUAUGGUUACAGCGAGCAAAAACUCUGUCAGUGGACACCUGAUAUAUGUUUUAAGAAAUACUUUGUCGGUCACAAACAUUGUGAACCUAUCCUAUAAUCAAAUCUAAUUGUUUUUGUCUCAGAAGACGUUUGUCUUUUGUUCAGCUGUGAAACUAAAGAGUGAAAUGUAGAGACAAAUCUUUUCUCAACACUAAAGCAGCUUUGUUGGAAAGAAAUGUGACUCAGAGAGAUUUUCCACAUUUGAUAAAUAAGAUUUGCCAAUUAUCUGGCAGUGUUAAAAGAACUACAAUAUAAUUUUGUUUUGUAUUGAAUUAUGUUAGACAUGAAAUGCACUAGGCUGGGAAUCCGGGAAUGGGGAAAGUCCGUGAGACGUGGGCCCACAGUCUCAGGCGUACGUGAGCAGGAGUGGAAUUGUUGCAGGAGAUGGACCAGGCGGGGAUAUCUGCGGCACAGAAGAACAGGUUUAGUAGGGAACAGGUACAAGAACUAGUCUUAGGUAAUGAACGGCUUGAACGAGACUGACUGGUAACGAGAGUCUACGAUCCGGUGCUGAGUGGAGGCAAGGACCAGGUAUAAAAGGCAGAGCAUAAUGAGGCUGAUGGCUGGCAGCUGCUAAUAGGCUCCUGCACACCUGACUUCACUCCUGCAAGAAGGGAACACACACACACACACACACACACACACACACACACACACACCCCCCUCUACCCGGGGACAGGGGACCUAACACCCAUGUGCUUUUGAACACCCAGCUGCAGUGGCCAACACUGCACUUCACUUUUCACACCCCACAUUUAUUAGUUGCAUGUACGCAUUGAAUAAAUGGACAUUUUGAGUGUUUAAUAAUGUACAGUAUUUGUCAACAAUUGUAACUGUGUUAUAUUGUCAACCAUUAUCUGUUUAUACACCAAUAUACAGUUUUGGAGGCUUCACAGGAGAAGUAAUAAUUGGUGACAAGUACGUAAUAAACACUUAAAAAGUUCCUUAUGGCUGCUUAAACUACAUUAUAAUGAAUUGUAGUUUGUAAUAAAACAUGUUUUUAAUUCUUUAUGUACUGAUACUGUUUAUAAAUGCUAAAUGAUUUGAUGCAUUAGUUGAUACAUCUUCUACAAUAAUCAAACUGGAGAUUAAUGGUGUGCAUGUGGGUAAUAGAUUCAUUAAGGCUGCUGAUAAUGUUUUCACAUAUUAACAUGCUAUGGGAGAAUUGGCAGCUCUGGUGCUCAGUGUGAACGGAUCUAAAUUAGGGAGUCAGAGAUAUAAAAACAUACUGCAUAUUAUUGUUUUUAAAUAAUGUUAUCCAUCUCAGCUACAUAUAGCAAAGAACUUAGCAUGUCAAGUCACGUCAUAUUCAUAAAGUGUGCUUCUGUUAUUACAGGUCAUGUUGUAGCUGCUUUGUAUUCCUUAUGUACAAAAUCUAACCGCUGAGGACAUGUCUAAUUUAUUUUUCCACUAAAGAACUGUUACCCCUUC